AUGGAUAUGCUUAACACCAUUCUCAAUGUUCUUCUACCUCCUCUUACCAUCAUCUUUCUCUUUCUCUUUUACCCAUUUUACCUUUCGAUCAAACUUUUGAUUUGUCUCUAUAAGCACUUUCGCUUCGAAAAUGUAGCCGGAAAAGUAGUUCUAAUUAGCGGAGCUUCCUCCGGAAUCGGAGAGCAUCUAGCAUAUGAGUAUGCAAAGAAAGGAGCAUAUUUGGCUCUCGUUGCUAGAAGAAAGGAUCGUCUAGAGAUAGUAGCAGAAGCAUCACGUCAAUUAGGAUCUUCUGAUGUCAUCAUCAUACCUGGUGAUGUUGCUAACGUUGAGGACUGCAAAAAGUUCAUCGAUGAGACGAUUGGACAUUUCGGAAAACUAGACCACCUGAUCAACAAUGCUGGAGUAUUUCAAACCGUUCUUUUCGAAGAUUUCACUCAAAUUCAAGACGCUAAUCAUAUAAUGGAUAUCAACUUUUGGGGAUCAACAUACAUCACUUACUUUGCAAUUCCUCAUCUUCGAAAAAGCAAAGGAAAAAUCAUUGUGACUACUUCUGGUUCAGCAAAUAUACCUUUGCCAUUGGCAAGCAUCUAUGCAGCAAGCAAAGCAGCAUUGUUAAGAUUCUUUGAGACAUUAAGAGUUGAGAUAACUCCGGAUAUCAAAAUAACAAUUGUUAUACCCGGAGUCAUAGCUACAGACAUGACCACCCCUCACUUCAUAGAAAAGUAUACUUCAGAUUUUAUCAUGUCGGAAUCAGUGAGUAAAUGCGCAAAAGCAAUCUUCAGAGGUAUUUGCAGAGGAGAGUCAUACAUAGUAGAGCCAUCUUGGUUGAAAUGGAUGUUUUUGAUGAAAAAUGUUUGUCCUGAUAUCGUUGACUAUUUAGCCAGCUAUUUAUUUCUUCGUUAUCUCAAGCCUUCUUUUAAGCGUGAUUGA
Molecule: messenger RNA, 930 nt
Organism: Microthlaspi erraticum
Lineage: Eukaryota; Viridiplantae; Streptophyta; Magnoliopsida; Brassicales; Brassicaceae
Source: the annotation of a GenBank genome assembly